AUGAAUUCGCCGCCGCCGCAACGCAGCCGCCACACGCUGGUCGACGACGCCAUCCGCGAGAUUUUGCUCCGCAUCCCGCCGGAUGACCCGGCGAGCCUCGUCCGCGCCUCCGCCGUCUGCACCACCUGGCUCGAAACCAUCUCAGACCCCGCCUUCUUCCGCGACUACCGCGCUUUCCACGGGGCGUCCCCCGUGUUGGGCUACCUCCACAACAAAUCCUACGAAAGCCAUGGCGUCGCCCGAUUCGACCCUACCGGAGCCUUCUGCCCGCCGGUUCGCGACCGCCGCAACUGGCACGCGGCCGACUCCCGCCAUGGCCGCGUCCUCUUCUACACACCCAGAGAGAAGCACGCAGAUUUCACCGUCUGGGACCCCAUCACGGACCGCCGGUGGGGGCUUCUCACCGACCCCAAGCUGUCGGAGAUAAUUGAGACUGCAGAGGACCAGCAGGAGGAGAUAACCUGGAUGGCGGCGGUGCUCUGCGCCCAGGAUGGCUGCGACCACCUGGGCUGCUACGACGGUCCCUUCCUCGUGGCUUUCGCGGGCUCCAAUGAGUUAGAGAGGACCACGUUCGCCUCCUUCUACUCAUCUGAGGCUGCCGAGUGGAGCAAAAUGAUCUCCAUUGAGAACCCGAAUGCCACCAGUGCCAUGGAGGAGACAGGGCACACUGCAGUUGUGGGAAACAAAGUCUAUUUCCCCCGUAAGUGGAGCGGAAGAAUAGUGAUGUAUGACGUGGGCGAGCAAGAACUUUCGGCGAUCAAUUUGCAGGACCAGCCAUGCGGUAAACUCAUGGGGGAGGAGGACGGUGCGCUGGUGUUUGCGAGCAUGGGGGGUUCUAAACUCUAUGUGCGGUUAAUGGAGGAUGGUCCCAAUGGAGUUGUGGCGAGGGGGCAACGCAGGGUCGUCGAGCUUCAAACAUCGCUCCCUCCUAGUGCCCUCUCGAGCACAUACUGGAUGGUACGCAAAACCUUCGUGAGUGGUGGACCAUCGGUGGUUGGUUUUGCGAGCGGUGCUGGUGUCAUCUUCCUAAAUACAGAAGCUGGCCUGUUCACAGUUGAGGUCUCUUCUGGCCAAACAAAGAAGGUACACAGAAAGAUGUUCGUCCAGACAGUCAUACCCUAUGUGAGCUUCUACAGCCGAGAACAUGUCAGGAUCUUAAUGCCACUGCAAUCAAAACGUGGUCGCGGCGACCAUUCACAUGAAUUGGACACCGUUUUGCAUGAUCACGCUGGGGACAGAAUGCCACUGCCAUGA
This is a messenger RNA of Triticum turgidum subsp. durum (durum wheat), 1254 nucleotides long. The record is from the annotation of a GenBank genome assembly. Lineage: Eukaryota; Viridiplantae; Streptophyta; Magnoliopsida; Poales; Poaceae.